Molecule: messenger RNA, 918 nt
Organism: Paramuricea clavata
Lineage: Eukaryota; Metazoa; Cnidaria; Anthozoa; Malacalcyonacea; Plexauridae
Source: the annotation of a GenBank genome assembly
AUGGCGCUGACUAAUGACCAACCCUCUGCGAGGAAGAUUGUUUGCGACAACUGUGACAGCGAGGAUGCUGCUCAAAGCCGUUGCAAUGAAUGUGAAAUAUUUCUUUGUCAAUAUUGUUCCGAGUUUCAUAAACGAUCUCGACCAACGAAACACCAUGAGCUGGUGACCAUGGAGCAAUUGAAAUCCAAUGCAGGUCCACAGAACAUUGCUGAGAAGAUGCGAUGUCGCAAACACAAGGAAGAAGUCAUCAAGUUGUUUUGUAAAACAUGUCAAACAACCAUCUGCAGAGAUUGCACCAUCGUUGAUCAUCAGGGGCAUAAAUAUGGAUUUGUUGAAGAAGUCGCUGUCGAACAAAAACGUCAUUUGCAAAGCAAUCUUAACGAAGUAAAGCAAAGAAAAGGAAGAAUUGCACAAGGAAUUGUAAACCUGAAGAAAUUUAAUGAAGGUCUGGAGGCUAAGAAGAAGUCAACAAUCUCGGAAAUCAGUCACCACUUCGAUCAACUUUUGAAAGCAGUGGAAUCUCGGAAAAGAGAAAUGAUGGAAAAAGCGACUUCAAUGACGAAUUCCAAACAAAAGCAGAUUCAUACACAGUUAGAGAUCUUAGAAGUGGCUUUAGCAAGUUGUGAAAGCAGCAUCGAGUUUACAGAGCAAGCGUUCAAGAAUGGCAACGAUGUUCAAAUAUUAAGCAUGGAGAAGUACAUUUUGCAGUCUUUGGAGCAGCUGAAAACAGUUAAAGAUCAAACGAGGCCUUGUGUUACUGAAGACAUGGUGUUUAUCAUUCCUUCGUUGGUGCAGGAAACAAAGAAAAAGCUGUUGACAAAAUAUGAUGUAGACGUUGCUCCAGCGAACCCACAUAUUGCCACGCUUCCUUCAAGGAAAAAGAAAAAAUGUUUGAUGCUGGGAAACAAUACUCUGUAA